Mercurialis annua (annual mercury) is the source of this 530-nucleotide messenger RNA. Its product is annotated as histone H4. Lineage: Eukaryota; Viridiplantae; Streptophyta; Magnoliopsida; Malpighiales; Euphorbiaceae. Gene Ontology annotation, cellular component: nucleosome. Gene Ontology annotation, biological process: nucleosome assembly. Gene Ontology annotation, molecular function: protein heterodimerization activity; DNA binding; structural constituent of chromatin. The transcript has a single exon. Bases 80 to 391 code for a protein of 103 amino acids. The record is from RefSeq and is a predicted model, not a curated record.
CAUCGUCAUCAUCACACAUUCAAACAGCAACAAACAAAGAAAAAAAAUAAUCAAAACUUAGCAAAUCAGAAGGGCAAAAAUGUCAGGAAGAGGAAAGGGAGGCAAGGGAUUAGGAAAGGGAGGAGCAAAACGUCACCGUAAGGUGCUCAGAGAUAACAUCCAAGGCAUCACCAAGCCUGCAAUCCGCCGUCUGGCUAGACGUGGCGGCGUUAAGCGUAUCAGCGGCUUGAUCUACGAGGAGACUCGCGGUGUUCUGAAGAUAUUUCUCGAGAAUGUGAUUCGUGACGCCGUGACUUACACGGAGCAUGCUAGGAGGAAGACUGUUACUGCUAUGGAUGUUGUUUAUGCUUUGAAGAGGCAGGGUCGGACUCUUUAUGGAUUCGGCGGUUAAAAUUAGGGUUAGGGUUUGUGAUUGUAGAAUUGGGAAUUAUGAUUAGGUUGCUUUUGUUUAUGUAAUGUUUAGAAUGUUUUUUACAUUGUUGUGUUAAUGAAUGAACAAGUUUUAUCAAAUUAAACUCUACUUUUGUUAA